UGAGGCUGUUAAAAUACAAAAACAAGUAGAGGGUGAGGCUGUUACCGUGAAAGAAGAGGAGGAAGACGCGUUCAGAGUGAAAGAGGAGGAGGAUGUUACUGUGAAAGAAGAGGAGGAGGAUGCAGUUUUUGGAAUAGAGGAUGAAGUGAAAGAAGAUGAAGACGUUUUUGGAAUGAAGGAUGAAGAGGGGGAGAUUACUGUCACAUUAGAGGAGGACGAAGAAGAGAAGACUGGAGAUCUGAUUAACACCAGUAAAUACAUAGAGAGACGUGACUAUCGUGGAUCCUCCGGGGAACCUCAGCAACAUCAUGAUGCUGACGAGGCAGAGAAAAGUCUCUCCAGAUCAGAACUCCUCAAGAAACACCAGCAGAGACCCACAGGAACGAAAUCUCACUGCUGCUCUGACUGUGGGAAAAUAUUAAACUCUUCAUCAAACCUUAAAAUACAUCAAAGAAUUCACACAGGAGAGAAACCUUAUAGCUGUGAUCAAUGUGGGAAGAGUUUUACUACAUCUAGCAAUCUAACUAUACACCAGAGAAUACACACAGGAGAGAAACCUUAUGGCUGUGAUCAAUGUGGGAAGAGUUUUACUACAUCUAGCUAUCUAACUAUACACCAGAGUACACACACAGGAGAGAAACCUUACGCCUGUGAUCAAUGUGGGAAGAGAUUUAUUCUGCUAGAAACCCUGAAAUCACACCAGAGAAUACAUUCUGGAGAGAAACCUUUUGGCUGUUAUCAAUGUGGGACAAGUUUUUCUCACUUAAGCAGCCUGAUAGGACACCAGCGGGGACACACAGGAGAAAAACCUUAUAGCUGUGAUCAAUGUGGAAAGAGUUUUACUACAUCUAGCAAUCUAACUAUACACCAGAGAACACACACAGGAGAGAAACCUUAUGGCUGUGAUCAAUGUGGGAAAAGUUUUACUACAUCUAGCAAUCUAACUAUACACCAGAGAACACACACAGGAGAGAAACCUUAUGGCUGUGAUCAAUGUGGGAAGAGUUUUACUACAUCUAGCAAACUAACUAUACACCAGAGAACACACACAGGAGAGAAAUAUUUUAGCUGUGAUCAAUGUGGGAAGAGUUUUGGUCAAUCUGGCCAACUGACUGUACACCAGAGAACACACACAGGACAGAAACCUUAUAGCUGUGAUCAAUGUGGGAAGAGUUUUGGUCAAUCUGGCCAACUGACUGUACACCAGAGAACACACACAGGACAGAAACCUUAUAGCUGUGAUCAAUGUGGGAAGAGAUACUCUAGUAAAAGAUCUCUGAUCAAACAUCAGAAAAUACAUGAAGGAGUUGUUUCAUGAUAUCAAUGAAAUAAUGUCACAAUGUAGAUUAUUUUAACAUUAUAUCAGUAGUAUUUUAAUGAAUGCCAACGUAGAACUCUAAAUUUUUGCCCCCUCAAUUGAUUUUAGCUUCAUGGAAACAAUCCAGGCUCUGAAUUGAAAGAGUUUUCACAAAUUGAACAAAAAGUGACUAACAAAAAAAGUGUUUGUUACACUUACCACGUUGGUGACCCACUGGAAUCUAAAUGCAACACUUCAAAAUGUAGCUAGCAGUUUACCACGUUGGUGACCGACUGAAAUCACAAUGUAGCUAGCAGUUUAUCACAUUGGUGACCCACUGGAAUCACAAUGAAACACUCAAAUGUUUAGGUUUUCAAUAUAUCACAAACUGUUUCUGCAUAGUGGUUAUUGAUUUGGACACGUUAAAACUGUGUUUUGACAUUGCGCUAUUCCAAUUUAGCAAAAUGUCAUUGAAAAGACGUUGAAAAUAAGACUAUGCCCGACGUCCAAUAUAUGUUCGGUUGUAGUUGAAAGUGAAAGUUGAAAAGAUGUAUUUUUGGGUAGAUUUUUCAAUGACUUGAAAACAACUUCAUUUCAACAUACUUGCAGACUAUACACAUGGACGCAGUGUAAUAAAUUGGUCUAUAAUCAAUUUUAUGAACAAUCCUACAUCACUCCAGUAUUUCUUUACAACAUUCAAGUGCUAAUUGUCUUUAUUCCACUACUGAAGAAGCAUGUCUCAAAUCACCUCAUUUCAAACAUUCAGCCUGACAACAGAUACAUGUUUAAUUAUUCCAUGUCUCACCAUCAAGUUCAUUAUUGCCAAUACAUAUUAACAAAGGGGUGUACAUUUGGUUUUGAUUUUCAUAUUUACAAUUUAUGUAACAUUUAGUAAUCAUAAUUAUUUAUGCAACCAGCUGACAAUUUUUGGGUACAAUUAUAUUGACAUUGUGCUUUUAAAAUAUCAGGGUUCCUUCUCAGAUGUGCCAACCCAAAUGUACUAGGGCAUGACAUUGGGGACUGGGCCCGAUCCAACAACAUGCCUAUCUCGUGAAUCCUGAAAAGGGAGAGAAGCUCUGCAGUGAGGUGGAAAGUUACUACGGAUAUUGCAGGAGUUUCCUCUUGAAAUCCGACAUGUCCGUGGUAAGGACAACUUGGUUGCUGAUUGUCUCAAGGGCGGGCAGUCAAAAAGAUUUGUGUUGGGACUCCCGGGUGGCGUAGUGGUUAAGCGACCGGUAGGUCCGUGGAGCGACGCACAAUUGGCCCAGCGUCGUCCGGGUUAGGGAGGGCUUGGCCGGUAGGGAUAUCCUUGACUCAUCGCGCACCAGCGACUCCAGUUGCAGGCCGGGCGCAGUGCGCGCUAACCAAGGUUGCCAGGUGCACGGUGUUUCCUCCGACACAUUGGUGCGGCUGGCUUCAGGGUUGGAUGCGCGCUGUGUUAAGAAGCAGUUCGGCUUGGUUGGGUUGUGUAUCGGAGGACGCAUGACUUUCAACCUUCGUCGCUCCCGAGCCCUUACGGGAGUUGUAGCGAUGAGACAAGAUAGUAGCUACUAAACAAUUGGAUACCACGAAAUUCGGGGGAAAAAGGGGUCAAAUAAAUUUAAAAAUUGUGUUUUGCGUUUAGGCAGUGAGUUGCAAUGGAUCACAGUUUAUUUUGACUGCACGUUUUUCCUGUAUUGGAGAUUAGUUAGUUGUUUGAGCUCGUUCCAAGGGGAGGAGUUCUAGAAGCUAGUGAGUUUUAGGAUUCUAUAGAAAGAAAAAGGAGAAAAAAAAUUAUAUGAUUGUAUAUUAUUAUUUAGAAAUGUUUUUUCUUCUUCUUGUUUUUAAUUGAUGACAGCC
This is a messenger RNA of Oncorhynchus mykiss (rainbow trout), 3136 nucleotides long. RefSeq lists its product as uncharacterized. The record is from RefSeq and is a predicted model, not a curated record. Lineage: Eukaryota; Metazoa; Chordata; Actinopteri; Salmoniformes; Salmonidae.